AUGCCGCUUCUUGUGCCUCGUUCAUGCAGCGAUAUCCAGGAAGACAGCGACACCCUUAACGUCAUCGCCGAAAUCAUCAAGAAGAAACGAAAGUUCUUGGGCAAGCUUACGUGUAAGGAACGAAUCAUUAUGGCGGCGCUCGCCCUGCUGUUUGUUUGCUGCAUCACCAUCAGCGGCAUCAGCAGCCUGUUCGGACUCCAGGAGCAGCUGUCAGUCAAGUAUGCCCACGAGUCGGUGAACGUGAUGGUUGUCGUGGUGCUCCUGUCUUUCCUGCCGCACGGUGGACGGAAAGGAUCGGUGCUCGACUGGAAGAACGUGUCCGGUCGCAUCUCCUGGCGAGCCUUGCUGUCCGUGGGUGGUGGUCUCUCGCUUGCCGGAGCCGUCGAGUUUAGUCUUGUGCCCCCUCUGCCCUCCUUACUAGAAAAUAUCCUGGAUACCAUGCCUGAGUCGAGGUAUGCCCACGAGUCGGUUAACGUGAUGACUGUCGUGGUGCUGCUGUCUUUCCUGCCGAAAGGUCGACCGAAAGGAUCGGUGCUCGACUGGAAGAACGUGUCCGGUCGCAUCUCCUGGCGAGCCUUGCUGUCCGUGGGUGGUGGUCUCUCGCUUGCCGGAGCCGUCGAGUGGACGGGUCUUUCCCGGCGCAUCACCGAGGAGCUGAGCAGCCUGGACUUCCUGACGCCGCUGCAGACGCAGGUGGUGCUCAUUCUGCUGACCACCGUGCUUACAGAGGUCAACACCAACGUGGUCAUCGCCAGGUUCCUCAUACCGAUCGCCUCGGACAUCGGCGUGCUCACCAACGUGCACCCUCUGUACUACGCCCUCCCCGUGGCCAUGGCGUCAUGCACGCCCACUGUGCUGCCCACGGCGGCUCCCAGCAUCGCCGUCGUCACCUCGUGCAUGGACAUCCAAAUCGUCGACAUCCUGUACCCGGGCCUGGCCGUGAAGCUGAGCUCCAUCCUCCUCGUGCUCGCCACGGUGAACACAGUCGGCGUCUCGCUGUUCUCCCUCAGCGACCUGCCCGCCUGGGCCGUCGCCAAGAACGGCAUCAUGACGGGCGCACUCGCCAACGCCAGCAGUGCUGCCUAG
Rhipicephalus microplus (southern cattle tick) is the source of this 1086-nucleotide messenger RNA. Its product is annotated as sodium-dependent dicarboxylate transporter SdcS. Gene Ontology annotation, cellular component: plasma membrane. Gene Ontology annotation, biological process: transmembrane transport; citrate transport; succinate transport. The record is from RefSeq and is a predicted model, not a curated record. Gene Ontology annotation, molecular function: citrate transmembrane transporter activity; succinate transmembrane transporter activity. NCBI's taxonomy places the organism in Eukaryota, Metazoa, Arthropoda, Arachnida, Ixodida, Ixodidae.